Molecule: messenger RNA, 2225 nt
Organism: Chelmon rostratus (copperband butterflyfish)
Lineage: Eukaryota; Metazoa; Chordata; Actinopteri; Chaetodontiformes; Chaetodontidae
Gene: nudt22
Product: nudix (nucleoside diphosphate linked moiety X)-type motif 22
Exons: 7
Coding region: 228-1415 (395 amino acids)
Molecular function (GO): GDP-mannose hydrolase activity
Source: RefSeq, a predicted model, not a curated record
GAUAUAUCCACCUGCAGUUCGAACUCUCUCCACCGGGUGGUGAUAACGAACACAUUUGCCAUCUGUCAAAUAAAGAGGAAGACGCUACGCUGCUGUGUUGUAUGCGUAUUCGCAUAAGAAGAGCAGCUAAAACCCCGGGCACAGGUAUUUUGAUGUGAGGAUUACAGAACUGCAUCAGUGUAAGCGAAGGGAUAAGAAAAGACUCGAAUGAUAACACACAGGGAGACAUGAUGGACGCUGAGGUGUCUGUGCUGCUGCACUGUGCAGCCUGGAGGGGGCUGCUGGAGUCUCAAGUGCAAGUGGAGCUCUCUGAAAGAUUUAACAGGCAGACAGAUCCGACUCUGGCGCGUCAGAUAGAGGAGGUGUGGACCGAGCGGGUGUCCAAAGAGCCGUGGCUUUUCAACGGUUCCAAAUUCAGGCUGCACUCUUUCCACUUGGCCUCUCCUGCAAGUGUCUCAUCAUCCUCCGUUACUCCUAAACCCCCACCCUGCACUCAUUCACCCCACGUCCCCAUCUUAGACCAUGCAGAGGAUCAGGAAGGGGAAUUAAACAGCAGGAAAAGUACAGAAGAGAAUUCAUGUACCAGCGAUUCUCUGCAUGACACUGCUCAGAACAAUUUGGACAGAGGAAACACACAUGUGAAUCAGGCAGAAAAUACAGAAAACACAGAUGAUCAAGAGACUGGGCCGCUCCUCACUCUGAGACUAGGCCUGACAUGCUACAAGGACUACCUGGGAACAAACUGGUCGUGUCGAGCGGCAGAGCUCCGUCAGCUGGGAGAGGUGGAGUUCGGCGAUGCUCUGGCGCUGCUGGCUCAGCCUCUGGGUGUGGGCGCCGUCUUGUGUACAGAUGACGGUCAGGUGGUGUUGAUUCGGAGGAGCCAGAGGGUGGCAGAGGCAGGGGGGCUCCUGGACAUCCCGGGCGGUCACCCAGAACCCAAGGUGGUGUGUGAGCGUCUGGGCCAGGCGGUGUGUGAGGAGCAGAUCAGCGUGGACAUGAUGCAGCAGAGGCUCGUCGUCUCGGAGCUGUUCUCAUCUGUGUGCGCUGAGAUCAGAGACGAGGUGAAUGUUCCUCUGAGCUCCCUGGGAGAGCCUGUCCUGAUGGGCGUCGCUCUGAAUCACACCAGCGCUGGUAGACCGAGCGCUGAGUUCUACGUCAGUUGCUCACUGACAGCUGAUGAAGUCAGAAAGUUGUACUGGAAAGGAGGAGCAGAGGCCCACGAGUCUACAGAUAUUGUCUUCCUCAGCAAAACAGAGGUGUUGCAGCUGGACAGAAGCCGCCCUCUGUGGUCAGAGCUGUGUCCUUCAGCUAAAGGAGCCGUGCUGCUCUAUCAGACAGUGAAGCCUGACGGAGAGCGAGGCCAGAGCAGGCGACAGGAAACUCAGCUGAUUGCAUCAGAGGAUGCAUCCAGAUGAUCAAAUGUACACACAAAGAGAAACAUUUCAAAAGUUCAGCAAUUUAUUACUCUUUGACUUAAAGUCCUCUCUGACCAAUACUGGUAUUACCAUUGUGCAAAAUACUGUAGAUUUUUUUUAUUGUUUGUACCUCGUACAGUAAAACACAAUACAUUUUAAAAAAUAUCUUGAAUAAAACGCUAAAAAGUGACCUGGUUUUCAUUAAAAUGAUUAAAUACUACAAAACAAAGUCUGAUUGGCCAAAGCAGCAAGUGCAGCACAUACUGUAGUCUGUAGUUCUGUGUAAUAUGACUUCCUGAUGUAGUUAGCUCUCUUCUUCAACAUUAAAUGACAUCAGUAAAAUUAUUGUUCCUGUAAACACAUAUAGUGCAGCGACAUCUGUUUCUUCUUGCUCCAGGUUUCUUCACCAGUAACCUUCAUAACCGCGGCCACCAAAGUCUCUGUAGUCGCAGCAGCCCUGGCCCUGAUAAGCCAUGUUCCACUGAAAUGUAAAAAAUCGAAUUUAAUUUGGAUGUUGCAGUGUUAUUUAGCAUCUGACUAAACAUCUGUGCAUAACAACCUGCCCUUACACUGAACUCUAUGACCUUAUGCCUCCUUUUACCAUGUCCACAGCUGGUAUAAAUUCAAUCUCAGAUUCGACGUCUAGUGGCAUUGAGGUGAUUUCUACUAAACACAGGAUGUAGCAAUGAGGUGCAGCAGGUUUAAACCAGCUAAGCUAAUGACAAAUCAACAGCACCAAAUGAUGUCAUCAUGAGAUUUGUGUUAUGGUUUGAUUUCACAACACUUACAUAUCUUGGCUGCUGCUUCCAU